This is a messenger RNA of Trichosurus vulpecula (common brushtail), 690 nucleotides long. Its product is annotated as elongation factor 1-beta-like. The record is from RefSeq and is a predicted model, not a curated record. The coding region runs from base 1 to 690 and encodes 229 amino acids. Lineage: Eukaryota; Metazoa; Chordata; Mammalia; Diprotodontia; Phalangeridae. Gene Ontology annotation, molecular function: translation elongation factor activity; guanyl-nucleotide exchange factor activity. Gene Ontology annotation, biological process: translational elongation. The transcript is spliced from 2 exons. Gene Ontology annotation, cellular component: eukaryotic translation elongation factor 1 complex; cytosol.
AUGGACUUCGGAGAUCUCAAGACACCUGUGGGCCUGCAACACCUCAAUGACUUCCUAGCAGACAAGAGCUACAUCAAAGGGUUUGUGCCAUUCCAAGCUGACAUUGCCGUAUUUUUAUUACAAUUUGAAGCUGUCUCAGGGCCCCCACCUGCCGACCUGUACCAUGCGCUCCAUAGGUAUAACCACAUCAAGUCCUAUGAGAAACAAAAGGUAAGCUUGCCAGGAAUAAAGAAGGUUUUGGGCAAGCAUGGACCUGCUGAUGUAGAAGAUAACACUGAAAGUGGAGCUACAGAUAGCAAAGAUGAUGAUGACAUUGAUCUCUUUGGGUUUGAUGAGGAGGAGGAAAGUGAAGAAGCAAAGAAACUAAGAGAAGAACGCCUUGCUCAGUAUGAAUCAAAGAAAUCAAAAAAACCUGCAAUUGUUGCCAAGUCUUCUAUCUUACUGGAUGUAAAACAUUGGGAUGAUAAGACAGAUGUGGCAAAAUUGGAAGAAUGUGUCAGAAGCAUUCAGGCAGAUUGCUUGGUCUGGGGAACUUCUAAACUAGUUCCAGUGGGAUAUGGCAUCAAGAAGCUUCAGAUACAAUGUGUAGCUGAAGAUGAUAAAGUUGGGACAGAUAUGCUCGAGGAACGGAUAACUGCCUUUGAAGACUAUGUGCAAUCUAUGGAUGUUGAUGCCUUCAAUAAGAUCUAA